This is a messenger RNA of Stylophora pistillata, 1674 nucleotides long. RefSeq names its product DDB1- and CUL4-associated factor 10. The record is from RefSeq and is a predicted model, not a curated record. Gene Ontology annotation, molecular function: protein binding. Lineage: Eukaryota; Metazoa; Cnidaria; Anthozoa; Scleractinia; Pocilloporidae. Gene Ontology annotation, cellular component: Cul4-RING E3 ubiquitin ligase complex.
AUUUCCACAACUUUAUUCAUGCAUUGUACUUUUAUUAUAUCUGCAUCUGCUUAUUUAACCUUUGAAAAAACCCUUCUCAUAUUGGUUGACAAGUUUGUACCAUGGUCUUGCCCUUCUCUCCUACCCACUCUUAUGCUUUUCUUCAACUGGCUUGGCCGAAGCUAAGGGAACUGGAGACAACACUGGAGACUGUUUGUUUUAUUCGCCCCAGACCUCUGGCCACAAACUUCCAAAGGGAAAGACAACAAAAAUUUACCGGUUACUCGGCUGAAAGACUGUUCAAUCUGAAUCUCUCGCAUGGGAGAAUCAAAGCCUGAUACGGCUGAAAGGAGCAAACUAGGCUGCAAAAAUAGUAAAGCAUGGUCUUCGUUGUCAUAUCUUAAACGGCGCGAGUUGUUCGGGACUGCUGAGCGAAACGACAUCGUCUCUUCAAAAUAUUACAAACAUUUUGCCUUGAGAAAGAUUUGGAAUCCAGAGGAUAGACCAGAUGACGCUGGACAUGGGGCCAUUUUUAAUGUGGAAUUUUCACCCACCGGCGAUCUUCUUGUCGCAGCAUGCGAAAAACACAGCUUGCUUUUCUUUGAUCCUCUAAGCCAACGGUUGGUGAAGACCAUACGGUCGGCACAUGGUGAUUGCGUUAAUUGUGUUCGUUUUCUGGACACCAGGAUCUUUGUAACAUGCUCUGAUGAUACCACCAUAGCUCUUUGGGAUUCUAGGAAUCUAAAAAGUAAGGUUCUAAGCUUAGAAGGGCACUCGAAUUGGGUCAAAAGUGUCGAGUACCACCGACCGUCCGGCCUUCUUGUGACGUCGGCAUUCGACGAUACCAUAAGGACAUGGGACAUAAACAGGUACUCAAGUAUAGAUGGCUUUGAUGAUCAAAACCAAAGGAUUGUUUUACAGUUUUCAAAUUUAAUCCGGACGAAAUUGUGCCCUGAUGGAUCCAAAAUGAUUAUCUCGGCCAUUCCUGGCAAUUUACUUGUACUGCAUAAUUUGAACCUUGAUUACUUACAAUAUGACGUGGAGGGGGAAGAGUACCCAACCUGGGGUGCCUCGGAAUCUUCACUUGUUAGCUAUGCUAGUCAUCGAUGGCCAAGCAAGGAGCGUAAUGCCCUGGAGAUUGUUCAAGAUUUCCCAGAUGAAUGUUGGCCUUGGUGUAUUUCAUCUUUAGAGGUCCAUCCUCAUGGCUGGUGUACUCUUGCACGAUACACAUGCAAGAAAUCAAGAUAUGAGUGGACUGUUCUUCAUGACAUUCAGGAUAUCGCUGAAAUUAGAGGUGGUGAAGAAAAUACAUCUCCUUUGCGUCGCCUUACGUACAGCAUUCAGGAACCCAAUGUAGCCAGAGGUUACAUAAAAGAACAUUGUUUCAGUAGUGAUGGAAGAAUCAUUUGUUCACCAUUUGGAAAUUCUGCCAGAAUCCUCGGUUUUAGUAAAGAUUGCGAAGAAUUGGCAACUUGUGUUCAGAAGACACCUUCAGAGCUUUGCGAUUUAAAGACUCUUAUCAGUCACAAACAUGCUGUGGUGACUUGUAGGUUUUCACCAACUCAAUCACUUCUCUCUAUGGGUUGCUUAGGUGGCAAAGUAAGCUUUUUUCAACCUAAACUUUAAAGCUACAGGCCUUGAAAAUGUUCCUACUGUUAUUUAUAUGUUAGAAAAUAUGCCAGAACAUCUCUUUCA